Molecule: messenger RNA, 2730 nt
Organism: Vitis riparia (riverbank grape)
Lineage: Eukaryota; Viridiplantae; Streptophyta; Magnoliopsida; Vitales; Vitaceae
Exons: 2
Coding region: 1297-2559 (420 amino acids)
Source: RefSeq, a predicted model, not a curated record
UUUAAAACUACCAUAUUAGAUAACUAAAUCAAGGGUUUCGCCAAGUUUUGAACGCUUCAAAUCAAAUUUUGAGUUUUAAUAAAAAAUUCAAAAGAAAACUCAAGCCACCUUGAAAAAAAAUCAAUGACAAGAAGAUCUAAUCCCUUAAAGAUUUUAAGUGUCUAAGAAAUAUAUAAGAUGGUUUUCCAUAAUGUACUUAGGUCUAAAACUUUUUUCAUAUGCUUCAAAGUUCAUUUUUUCAUUUAUACUUAAGAUCAAAAACAAUGUUUAAUCAUGAAAUUAGAUAUGAAUUUGUUUCAAUCCAAAACCUUGAAACUAAUGGUUUCUAAAUUGACUUUAAAAAGGGGUUACAUAUGUUGCUAAGAAGUUUGAACCUAAAAUUGGAAGUUUUUAUGCAAUUUUGGGUGCAAUGAUUUGAGGGUCAGUCAUGGACCAGUGGAGGGCGCACAAAACCUUUUAUCUCUCUUUUGGAUGUUAACGUAUUGUUGAUUGAGGUUUUUGCUGGUUGAUCGAGGGUCAAUCGAAUCUCAAAAGUACCAACACUCACAUACAAAGUAUUAAAUGAACCAAUAACUAAUCAAUCGGUUAAACUAAAGUUUAACUAUUUGAGAAUAUUUUUUAUGGUUUUAGGUGUUGGAUGUUAUUUUCUAUAAACCAAAUAUCCCUACUAGCUUUUCGUUAAGAGUGCAUAGAAUUCAAAUUUGCAUAUUCCUUAAGUACACCACAACAUCCAUUCUAAAUUUUCUUGUCUUGUGAGCCAAGUUCAUUAUAGGGUUAAAAGAGUUAAAUUCUUGUAGAGAAUGUUCAAAGUCCAUUGUAACCUUACAAUCCAAGUGUAAGAAGGUUAAAGACUUUGGCUUUAAAGUUUUGGUAUAGUAGAACAGUAUUUUUUCUCUCUUAUUACGGUUGAAAGGCCUUGUCUCUACAUGACAGCUGAGGCUUCAAGUGAAUCUGAAAUCAACUGCUCAACAAUCUUUAGUAAUACAAUACAAAUUCAUUAGUCACAGUAGCUGCAACCCAACAAAGCCAAUCAUCCUUUGGUGAAAACCCAAUACAAAUUCAAAACUUCCAUUGAUUCUUCCCCAGAAAUCAACUUCAUAAGUAGUAAUAAUCAUUGAUUUUUCCAUAUCAUUAAAGCAAUUGUAAUGAGAUGGUCCACAAUGUGUUUGAUAAAAUGUGGCAAUGAACUCUAAGCACUUAGUCUUUUAACCUUGAAUCUGAUAUUGGUUGUUACAGGUCUAUUUUCAGGGGAAAAGAUGGAAGACCAACAUACAAGAAUGUGAGAAUUGGCUGUUCAUGGCUUAUAAGCGUGUGCAAAACCUUCUUCAUGGCCAAAAGUAUCGGAAAACUAUGCGAAAUGGAGGUAUGCAGAUCAGUACAACGCGUAAUAGCCAUUCAGAAGAACAUAUUCCUUUUGAAUGGUAUGACAAGGCCUUUCCACAAAUGGUAAAAUUGAGUCAGCUGUUGAAAAAUGUGGAUUCGAUUGAUGGAAGGUUAGUUAAUAUUGAUGAUUAUUCGAUUGUCUUCGAUGAGCAUAUUGAACAAAGAAUGCAGACUUUCAAGUCGCUCGCUCGAGCUUUUCUCGGGUCUCCAUUGAUGCAGCAAGCAGUGAAGAAGAAUAUGGCGUCACUGGCAGCUGGGCAAUGCACAUUGCCUGAUUGUUUCAGUAAACCGAAUGAAAGGGAGCCAAUGACUGUGAAUUCACUGACUAAAGUCUGCAACUUCUUGAACAUUUCUGCUCAGCAAAGGAAGGAAGUACGUUUCACAGUAUGCUCACAAGUCACACAGCAUCGGAUAUGGGUGGGUGCGCUGGAGGAGAUACUGAAUGGAUUGAAAUCCGAGAUGGAGUCUCUGGAUCAUCAACGUCAUCCUCCAGGCAAAGGGAUGAUGAUGGGGCAGCAAAUAGUCUUGAGCUGCCUGAAUUUCUUAGCUGAUAAGGCCAUUUCCUAUGAUCCUGACUCUACUUCAUGGAUGCGGCCUGCGCCUGCAAGAGCACCCGAAUCCCCUUCUCGUAAAUGGGGAGAAGUUCUGGUGAUGUUCAACCACCUCCUCAAGUGUUUAAGAACUGCUGAGAAGGGACUACUUUUACAUGUCUCAAAGCUGGAGGCCAUGAAAGAGGGGUUGUCUCAGAUCAAGGAUGUGUUGGUAGAUAGAAAUAUAGGAUACAAGGAGGCUAGGCACCAAGAAAGCCUAGUGCAGAAAAAGCUUGGAAAGACGCUGGGUCACUCCUCCCGGUGCUUGUUCACACUAUUGGUAUACUAUCUCUACGGUAGCAUCAGAGACAUUGAAGUAGAAGUCUGUGGUGGGGUGUAUGGAAGUGAGGGUGGGGAUAGGUUCUGCUUAUACAUGGGGAGGAUUCUGACUUCAGAUGAGGAGAAAAUGGUGUGGAGUGGGGUGAAGCAGUUGGAUAGGGCACUUGGUCUCUUCAAAUUCGUAUGGGAGACUGCAAAAAUGAAGGGGGUUUUGGAGCUGCAAGGUCAUCUAUGGUGUGUAGGGGCUGAGGAGAGGUCAUUUAAGUAUAGGGGAAAUGUGUUUUUUGUACAUAGGAUUAAUAUCUGAUCAGAGGAUCUCUCCAAAAUCAGUUUGAAGGGCAUUCUGGGACUCCUCUGAGGAUUCAAACCUCCAGGCAUGUGUUCUUUUGCCCUUUCAUUUGAUAUGUCAUUUAGUCAUUUCCAUUUAAAAUGGUGAACGUAUCAAUGGAGCAUUCUUUUUGUUAAUUUUCAUUUUUCA